AUGUCGACCCCCGCCCGACCAGAGGCGCCUACCGACGCCUCACCAGCAACAAGCGCAGAAGACUCCGCCAUGCCACCAAAGGAUGUGCCCGCGUCUCGAACACGCGGAAAGCUGCCUGGAUGGUUGGAUCACUUCAAUGCGCGCGAUCUGAAAAUUCUCUUUCGCUGCACGACGGCAGCAUGGGUUGCUUCUUUGUUGAUCUUUAUCGGCCCUUCUUUGCGCACAAUCGGGACGGCCACUUUCUUCGCGACAUUGGUUCUUUUUAUGGUGCCUCCAAAUGGUAUCGUCUUCAUUUUCAUCCUUGGAACUCUGACCCUCAUCUUUGGCAUGGCCCUCGGAUGGGGUUGGGGUGUUAUCGCGAUGAAGGCGGCUCUGGCCGCGCGACCGGCUGCUGAUACUCAGGCGAAACUACAAGCCCUGGGACAACAUGCUUAUAGCGUGGCUAACUCGACUGGUCAGUCCGUUACAACGGUCCAGCAACAGCUUGUCUACGAAGGCUGGAUGCUAGACGCUCGUGUAUCGGCUGUCUACUUUUGCUUCAUUUGUUUCCUCAUUUACGUCUUGGCGCGCAUUCGAGCCAAGAAUCCUAAGUUCACCCUCAUUCAAAUUUUUGGAACCAUUAUUAUGGAUCUCUUCAUCACCAUUGGGCCACUGCUUCCCUCUUUCAAUGGGACUAUGCCCAAGGUUCUCAUUGAGCCGGCGGCGAUUGGAAUUGGGAUUGGAUUGGCUUGCAACAUACUGUUCUUCCCAACAUCAACUUCCCAUACCGUUCUCGAGGGGAUGGAAGGAAUUGUACGGCUCCUCAGAGGCCCCUUGGAUGUGACCGUUGCCAGUUUGAUCGACGGUGAACAUCUGGAAUUGAAAGAUCUGCAUAAGUUGAAGAUGAAAUCUCUUGGGGCAUACAAGAAAAUCGAGCCAGCGCUCGCCUUCCUGCAACUGGACUUUUCAGUGAGCCGGUGGAACUCGGACGAUGUCCUGAGUUUGAAAGAACCCAUUCGGCGAGCUGCGCUGAGUACUUUGUCCCUGCUGGAGUUUCACAUAUCUCGCGUUGGGGGACAAGAGAAAUUAGAGAAACUCCGUGCAAUUACGGCAGAGUACAAUCAGUAUUCUAAGCUCGAGACAGCGGAGGAAAAGAAAGGAAAGACGCAACCGCGCGAAGCAGGCAUGCGCCAAUUACUUGAGAGCCUUAGUCUUGCGAAGGCUUUCACCACACCUGAGCAUGAGGCUCUUCGACAGGAAAUGCUUGAAGCUAUUCGACAGCCUUGCACGAAAAUUCUACCAGCCUGCCAGGACGCCAGUACUCUGGUUGCUGACUGCAUUCAUGCGGUAAACUCCUCGCGAUGGUUUGGGAAACUACCCAAGACUCGAAUGGAUGAGCUCCUCCAACGCAGUGAAUCUUCCUUGGAGAACCUCAAAGCUCUGCGUGUCUCAUUUGCAUCCGAAACAACAGAACGCCUGAUCCAGACAAAUGCAGACAUCUUUGAUGAGACUGGUAAGUUGAAGAACAUGGACGAUCCCACGAUGCAUAAAGUGCGAGGAAUCGCAGUGGGCAUGGUCUUUGAAGAACAGAUUCUUGGAGUCUCAGACGCCUGGGAAAAAGCUUUGGAACAAGUUGUCGCGCUGAUGAAGGAACGCCAACGCGUUCGCCUCUGGCUCCCUCGGGGACUGGGGUAUGCCUUUAAUUGGGCGUUCCACAAAGCUGCCGUUGCCCCAGUCCUUGCUGCACAGUCUCCAGCCGUUGAUCCCGAUGUGGUCGAAGAGCAGUCGAAAGCGGCCCAGCAAAGUCUCAAUAUGAGCCGAGGAUACAAAAUCAAACGACGCAGCGGGCUGGGACGUGUUAUACUUGGCACAUAUCACUGGCUUAUCAACCCUGAUGGGAUGUACGCGAUGCGCAUGGUAGUUGUUACUAUCGCGCUCGCAAUUCCGGCAGUGAUCCCUUCCAGUGCAGGCUUCUACUAUCGCGAGAAAGGUUUAUGGGCCCUGAUCAUGGGCCAGACUACGGUUGUUGUAUACAUGUCGGACUUUAGUUUGUCAAUCGCCUCUCGUUUCGUGGGAACUGUGGUCGGUGGUGUCGCAGGUUUGGUGGCUUGGUACAUUGGUUCGGGUCAUGGCUCUGGAAACCCCUACGGGCUUGCUGCGAUCAUGGCUGUGGUACUCAUGCUUCUCAUGUGGGGACGUCUGUUCGCGCCUCCUGCGGUCUUGCAAGCGACAAUUAUGGGUGGUGCAACCUGUAUCUUGGUGAUUGGAUACAGCUACGAUGAUACACAUAUUCCAUCAUACGGCAAUCCCGGCUGGGGAUACAAUGUCUUCUGGCGAAGACUCUUACUUGUUCUGAUCGGAUCUGGAGCGGCCUUGAUCGUGCAGGUGUUCCCCAGGCCUCCCUCUGCCGCACGACACAUCUGCAAGUCAAUGUCAAACUCCAUCCGAGCACUCUCUGAUCAUUAUGCACUUCUCCUGUCAUGUUGGGGUCAGCCAGACCGUGAAGAAGGUCUCAUGGCGGAACAGCUUGCACUCGACCUCGCAGAAGCCCUCUCUGCCCUUGAUGGUCCUGUCGCGCUGCUCCGUCUCGAGUUUUCUAGCUCCCCAUUCGACAGUGAUACUCUUGCCCAAGUCAAGUCCAUUUGCCACGAAUUGAACCAGCACCUUGGACGCCUGCUGUAUCUAUCAGCUUCUCUGCCAGAGCACUUCCAAGGACUCCUGGCCCGCCGUGCUGGCCUGCUAGACCACCGCAAUAUCGGUGAUAUCAUGGCGGUCCUGGGAAUUGUGGAGCAAGCUCUUAAGACUGGCGAUCCUCUUCCCGAGGUGCUUCCCACUCCACUCCUCAAGCGCUGCUACGAGUUCUGGCAAGUUCACCAAGUUGAGAUCGAGCUCAGCACGGAUCUGAUUAGGGACGAGAACUACCGUCGCUUCUGUGUUGCUGUGACUGCCUACCUCAAAUUCUUGGGCGCAAUUGAUGAUUUGGUGCUCGUGAUGAAGGGCACGUUGGGCGAGUCGCAUAUCGUGAGACGGGACCUGAUGCCCGAUGUGACUGUAUAA
This is a messenger RNA of Penicillium cataractarum, 3036 nucleotides long. RefSeq lists its product as uncharacterized. Lineage: Eukaryota; Fungi; Ascomycota; Eurotiomycetes; Eurotiales; Aspergillaceae. The record is from RefSeq and is a predicted model, not a curated record. The coding region runs from base 1 to 3036 and encodes 1011 amino acids. The transcript has 4 exons.